GUAUGUUGGCGUCUUCCUUCAUCCGCGUUACACGAGACCAGCUGAGGGCCAAGACUCAUUCAUUCUGAAACACAUCUAGCUUCCUCAGCGUUGGUGCCGUUGCAGACCAGUACACCGCCGCGAGUUGAUCCCUCAAGAUGACUGAAACAAACAAAUUUGACAAUCUUCUCACCGAUCUAGGCACCGGACCUUGGAACUUGCUCAUUUUCUUCAUUUCAUUCUACUGUAUGCUGCUGGUGCCUUCACAGUUCAUCAGCGGAGUAUACCUCGCACCUGCCAUCAACUACACUUGCCUCCCUCCAGAAGAGAAUGAGAGUGUAAUAAUUGUGUCUGAAGACUCCUGCAGUUACACGAGGAUGACGGAGGCCAGGGCAGAGGUGGAGGAAGAGUGCACUGAGUGGGACUUCGAUACCUCCGUCUUCAGCAACACUCUCACCUCGGAGUUCUCGCUAGUGUGUGAAAGGAAGUACCUGCAGGCUUUGUACCAGAGUGCAUACGUGAUUGGCACUUUCUGCUCUCCUAUACUGGGAGGCUACCUUGCCGACAGGUACGGACGUAAGGUGGUGGUGGUGAUAACGCAAGUCUUGACUGCAUUCUUUGCAAUCACCAUUGCUUUCCUCAACAACAUGGUAGCCAUAAUGACGGCUCGUGUUCUCCUGGGUUUAUUCAAUCUGCUCACUCUCACCGUUUACACCCUGGAAUCAUGUGAACCCAAGCGCCGGGCUCUACUGGGUAUGUUGCUGGGACUCCCGUGGGCUCUCGGCACCAUGGCGUGGGGCGGCACGGCCUUCCUCAUCCGUGACUGGAGAUGGCUGCAGCUGGUCGUCUCCCUCCCUCUCCUUAUCAUUCUUCCUGUUCUCUUCUUUAUGGACGAGUCCCCGCGGUGGCUAAUCGUGAGGGGCCGUCAUGACCAGGCCGUGCAGGUGCUCCGCAAGGCUGCACGCUGGAACCGGGUGACGCUGCAGCCAGAGGCCGACCUGCGCGUCCUCAUGAACGAAAUCCAGGAGUCCGCGACGUGCUCGUCAACGCCAGCCAACACAGACACCAACACCAAGAAAUUCCGACUCACCUGGCCCAAACUGCUCAGCACGCGGGCCAUACGAAUUAUCACAGUCGUGGUCUGCAUUGAUUAUUUCGCUGUGAGCUUCGUAUUUGACGGUCUCAACUUGAGCGGGGACGACUACAUCUCUGACCCAUUCCUGUAUAUGACACUCAGCGGCAUGAUUGAGAUUCCUGGUUACCUGUUAGCUACGCCAAUCAUCGACCGAUGGGGCAGGAGAUUACCCACCGUGUUGAGCUUCCUGUUGUGCGGCGUCGCUAUCGCCGUGAUCGUCGUCAUCCCGCCAGAAUUGCAAGUACUAAGGGUGAGCCUGGCUCUAGUGGGCAAGUGGUGCAUCAGUGGCGUCUAUCAAGUUCUGUACCUGUACGCCUCAGAGCUGUUCCCGACGGAGGUGCGUAUGCAAGGGAUAGGAGUGGCCAGCGUAUCCUCUCAGUUGGCGUCUACCUUCGUGCCCUUUAUCACUAGUCUCCUGGGUUCAGCAUUACCAUGGUUGCCGUCAUUUAUCUUCGGCAUAGCGGCGGCGGUAGCUGGCAUGUUCACGAUGGCGCUGCGGGAUACGAAAGAUGUGCCGCUGCCGGACACCAUCGCCGACUUGUCCGCUGCAGCCAUCAAGGAAGCUGUAGUUUUCAAUCGAGAUUCUUUGUCCACCAUCACUUCCUCCACCAUCUUCUCCAUCACCACUGCAUCCGCACCGGAUGUGGAGAAGAAAGGUCUCUCUUCUGUCUUCGUCUCUUCCAUAAGAUAUUUUUUUUUUCAAAGGUCACGAAGAUGACCUAUAUCUUGUAUUUUCCCCGCUGAAUGAAGUGGAUCAUGAUUUAAGUACAACCAUUACAUAUCCACUCACUGCAACACUAUGUCAUGGUGUGUUCACUCAUUACUGAAUUUAGGCAACAGUGCCAGCAGGACGUGCCUGUAUUUAUCUCUUGAAUUUUACCACACUAACGCAUGUUCUUAAGGAAUAUCCAAAAUUUGUCCCCAGAUGGUGAUGCAGUGUGUGUGUGUGUGUGUGUGUGUGUGUGUGUGUGUGUGAUUUGCCAGUUCUUAAGGCGUAAUCGACAAGUUCUUUCUCUCAGGAAACAAAGGAUAAGAAGGAAUCUAAAAAAGGUUCUUAAAUUACUUAGUGGAUUUUAUCAAGUAAAUGGGAAAGGAUUGUUGCAAAUAAAUCACAUAACGAUCACAAGAGGUGACGGUAUGGAAUUAGAAUAACGAGGAUGCAAUGUAGAUGUAGAUAAAGCACUUUUAGACAUAAAAGUAUUGUAAAAUGGAACAAACCACCAGUAUCGGUUGUUAGCACAAAAACCGUGAAUAGUUUCAAACCAGCAUUAUACAACUAUUGCAGAGACACACGAUUAC
This is a messenger RNA of Portunus trituberculatus (swimming crab), 2413 nucleotides long. RefSeq names its product solute carrier family 22 member 6-like. NCBI's taxonomy places the organism in Eukaryota, Metazoa, Arthropoda, Malacostraca, Decapoda, Portunidae. The record is from RefSeq and is a predicted model, not a curated record. Gene Ontology annotation, biological process: transmembrane transport. The coding region runs from base 138 to 1832 and encodes 564 amino acids. Gene Ontology annotation, molecular function: transmembrane transporter activity. The transcript has 12 exons. Gene Ontology annotation, cellular component: membrane.